This is a messenger RNA of Lingula anatina, 1428 nucleotides long. RefSeq lists its product as uncharacterized. The record is from RefSeq and is a predicted model, not a curated record. Lineage: Eukaryota; Metazoa; Brachiopoda; Lingulata; Lingulida; Lingulidae.
CUUGGUAAUAUUGACCUGCUAUUGGAAUUGUUAAAAAAUAGUCCCUUACAAGGCAUCCAGAAAUUUAUUAUAGAUACAUGAAAAUCAGCGGGUAAGGCGUCGAGUUUAUGAUUUGAAAGGUCCCGAAAAUGGCCUCGUUGCAUAGGUAUUAUACUAUUAUACCUAAGCAUCAAGCAGUGUGUGAUACCGAUAUAGUCAAUGAUGACAAGGAAAGACCUCAUGCAGAUUGGAGAAACCUAUAUGAAGGAGAUAUAGUAUCUGGCGAUUACGAUAGGUUGAAAAAAGCUCCGAGAAAUCCAGAUCAAAACGUAUAUGGACUGAAUGAGAUGCAGAUUGAGCACGGUUAUGAACUGGAAUAUUUGGAGGAAUACCUUGAGAAGUUGAAUUCUAAAAUGGUUGGUUUCGGCCAGGAAGAAACUGAGAAAUUCAAAGGUCAUAUUCGUAGAACAAUCGAUUCUUUAAAGAAUGUUCAUUUUUCACUACUGCGGACACAGCAAGAAAACUUCUACAUGGUUCUUGGUGAGGAGGCGACCGACGAGGGCUCGACCAAAAGGUUCAUAACUUUUUUGAAAAGUGCUGUUACGAAAAAUCCACCACCCGAUGGAGACGAGGCUUCAUCUUCUGUGUCACCUUCAAACACGCAUGCAAAGCUAGCCAUCUUCUCUUCGAAUACAUUUCAAAAGUCUCUUCAAGACCACAUUUUAUCUAUUCGAGGCCAUCUUAUUCCAUGUCUCCAGGCCCUGGUCAGGGAUGAAAUAUCUUACACUGUUAAUAGCCGUACGGUUGAUCUAGAGAAAGGUGAGAUGAAGCAGGCUGAAAAAAAGUUCUCACACACCAGGAAGUUUAAAUGGGCCCUUGAUAAGAAGGAAUGUAAACCGGAGGAUAAUGAACUGCGCAAAGUUCACUUGGACGGGAAUUCAUCGGAUCACAUUCUUCUGUUCAGAGAACAGAGGUACUCAAAACGUGUGCUAGACAUCCCAAAGAUUUAUGUCCUGAUAGGUGUCUAUUGCCAUUCUGAUCUCGUAAAUGUAGAUAAACACAGUAAAGGUUCUACAACCCCGGUUAAUACAACGGGUAAGACUCCUAAAGAGCUUGUUGAAGAAGAAAUGAGGGCGAUAAUGUCCACCUUUAACAUUGACGAAAAAACGGGCCAAAUGAGAAACUGAUUGGAAGAAUACGCAUAACCUGAAAGCAGACUGGGCGUAAAUAAAAAAAAUUAAACUUUUUUUCAGAAAUACAUAUUAAGUAGAAAAUAAGUCGAACGCACACAUAUAGUCUACACCUGCGCCUCCACUGAUGUUAGAUGCUCUUAACACGUGGGCGGAAACAGUAUUUCGGAAAUCACUUUGGUUUCUCACUUUUUUCUAAAUCAAUGAACAGAGGACAAACACUUUGUCUUUGACUCGAGCUCUUAGUUAUCUGCAUUAA